ACAGGUGCUAGCUGACGCUGAGUUUGUGUCUCUUACUACGGUUCUGUGAGAGUGAGGGGACUGUGAGUGAUGUCAUCGCCUGAUGAUGCUGAUGUCACUAGAUGGUGUUUUCUUUUUUUCUUUUUUUCUACAGAGAAGAAGGCAAUCGAGCUGUCUGGGUGUGAGUGAGCACCCUCUAGUGGAGCUGCUGACAAGCUGUCCUGCAGAGCUACUGUCUGCUUCCAACCAUCAGCAUUUCAAGAGGUCUAUGGUCCAGCGUUGAGCAGAGACCAUGUGGUGUUUGGAGCUGCUCUUACCACUGCUGUUGAUCAUCAAUGAUGCCAGUUGCCAGUGGAAUGUUUGGGUACCUCGGGACAUUUCGGCCAUGACAAACUCCUGCGUGGUCAUCCCGUGCACAUUCAUGUAUCCGUCUGGCAUCAGGCCGUACCGUGGCACUCACGGUAUCUGGUACUUCGGCCAGCCGUACCCUCAACUCUUCCCUCCCGUUGUCUUCAAAUCACGCACAGAUGUCGUGCAUGAGAGCUACAAGGGCCGCACCAAGCUGCUGGGUGACCUGCACCAGAGGAACUGCACUCUGCUCAUCAACAACAUCGGCACAGAGCACUCAGGACGAUACUACUUCCGUGCUGACCUUGGUGGAGCCAACAUGUAUACAUACCCAGACUUCUCUGAGCUCAAAGUUCUGGAUCAACCUAACAUCGAUGUCCCAGAGGAGAUCGUCAGCGAUGAGAGUUUGGAGCUGACGUGUUACGCUCCAGACAACUGCCCUGACAUGACUCCAGAGAUCCAGUGGAUGUACACCGACUACCUGCCCGACCCAGAGUUCAGCUCUGACUACCUGGAGGAAAGCAACACAGCGGUGCUCUCCAGCACCCUCACCUUCACACCCAGACCCAUGCACAAUGGGCAGCUCCUGGGCUGCAGGGUCUACUACCCCAACACAACACUGGUCUAUGAGAGGCUCAUCUCUUUGGACAUCAAGUAUGCUCCACGCUCUGUUUGGGUAAACGUGUCCUCAGAGGUGAUGGAGGGCAGCUCUGUGAUGCUGCACUGCGAGGUGGAUAGUAACCCUCCUCCCAGGAUCUCCUGGAUGUUCGGAGACCAGGAGUUGCUUUGGGACACGGCGUCCAAUGUCUCACUCUCCCUGGACGAUGUGACACCUGCACAGGAAGGAGUCUACACCUGUGUUGGGGACAAUGGCUACGGCAUCAUGAACACUUCACUGUACCUGGCCGUCAAGUACCCUCCCCGAGAGCCCAUGGUAAACGACUCUAUGACAGUACUAGAGGGAUCCACAUUGGCCCUGCACUGUAGCACCCAGGGCAGCCCGGCCCCAACCCUAACCUGGCUGAAGGACGGGGAGCUGGUGGGCACCAUCACCGCAGAUGAGCUGUCGGUGCUGGAGAUCGUAGAGAUCACACCACAGGGAGACGGACAGUACCGCUGCUUGGCUGAGAACGAGCACGGAAGAGCCAGCAGCUCCUUCAACAUCACUGUUGAGUAUGCCCCGGUCCUCCUGGAGGAGUCAAAGUGCACGGUGGUGAGGGAGGGUGUCCAGUGUGUCUGCAUGGCCACAGGAAACCCUGAACCCACCAUUGAGUUCUACCUGCCUGACCUGAACAUCACCAUCAACGAAACAGAUGGCCGGUACAACUUCUACACGCACACAGACGGACACACCUCCACGGGUAUGAUCAAGCUGCGGGAGAAAGGCGAGCGGGUUGACAACGGUGGCCCUGCCGUCAAUGUUCACUGCAGCAUCUCCAACAUGUAUGGCAGAGAGAGCGUACUCCUGGAGCUACAGCAGGAGAAAAAGUACAUGAUGGCAGUUAUAGUUGGCACCAUUGGAGGAGUGGCAGUCAUAGCCUUCAUCAUUGCAGCAGUGAGAUACGUUGGCCACAACAACAAGAAAGAGAAUGGCAACCCUAGGCAGGACGUGGUCCUGGAGAACCCAGCUUUGUACUACAGCGCAGUCAAGAAGGACAAACAAAAUCUGAGGAAGAAAGUGCUUAAGACAGAGCUGUUGGGCUCAAAGUUUAACUCCAUUCUAGAGGAGACUACGGGAGAAGACGGGGAUUAUCAACCUGUGGGCUCUAUGGCAGGACUGGAGAGGCAAGAGCUGAAUUAUGCUGCUCUGGAGUUUAUCGGGGCCAGGUCCAGGGAGGGGGCCUCAGGGAGGGGGGAUGAUGGCAGCAACUACACGGAAAUCAAAGCCAAAUGAAUCGCGAUCCUUCCCUGAUCUCUCGACUAUGCGAGACGCAGUGGCAGCCCCAACAAAUCCUCAGUCCGUUAAACUGUGUAAUAAUGCCCCUUCCUCAACUGGAUAUCACCCUGACUUCUUGUUUCUUUUGAUUUGUCACAUAUAAUGUACCACUCGAUGCCACUACUCCCCCCUCAUGCUACCCCUUCUCCUCUGGACGCCCCUUCACACGUCAUCAUUUGGGAAACUGGUACUUUUUUGGGUCAGAGCAUGAUCCACUGGACAAUGUCAAAGAAAUUACUGAAAUUUCUGGCCUCAGUUGUAGUACAUGGGCUCUAAAACAUGCAGUGUUAACCAGUGGCCAUGUUUUUGUUUCCAUGUUAUUCUUUGUUUUUCUCAAACGACACACAUUGUAGUGCUUGCAUCCAUCUCACUGUUUCGCUCUACAUCUGUCUCUUGUAACUGUCGCUGUGUCUGCUGCCAGUCGAAGCAUCAGGGCAAGGAGUAACUGCGCUUUUUGUUCUCUUAUAUUUAUGUGUCUAUCAGCAGAGAGCAAAUGUCUCCUCUGUCUUUCCUUUGGUUAAUUACAUCCUGAAAAGAUAACCGGUUGAGACAAGAAAUGGAAAUGCAUCUUUGUUUCACAUAAUUGUAUUAAAUGUGUGCUGUGACCCAGCAGCCUCUCAUAAUAAGAAAAAAGAAAAGAAAAGCCACCAUCAGUUUUGAUAAAAAUUUGAGAGGAUUUGGAAAUUCAAGUGGUACACUGUCCUGUUCUGAAAAAUGUCACACUUAUGUCCAACGUUUACCAGUUAACUGCAGAAUGUUACAUUUUAGGGGGAAUUUUCUGCACUGUGGCCAAAAUUGGCUGUCUCAUCUUCUACUUCUUCACCCUAAACCAUGAGUGCUAGAUCUCUGAUUCAUCUGUAAAAUUCAAAGGUGCUAAAUGUUGCUCUGGAGAAAGAAAGUUUAUUUUUGAGUCUUACUGCCAAGUCGUCAAACACAGACACUUCUUAAGUCUCAUCCCAAGUCAUUACAUAUUGCUGCUUUGUUGGUGAACGAGUCUACAUAUGAUGUACUAGUUAGCCCCUUGCAGUAUAUUACCUCAUUACGGGCAGUGUUUCAUCCUGACGCCAUCCAGCGGCGUAUCAUACUGAUGUGAUGUGUGCCGUUUGGCGUAUCAUAACAUUGUGAAAGGUCCUGUAUCAAACUGAUGCCGCCCUGCAGCGAUUCAUACUGUCGUGGAAAGUGGCUUAUGGCAUUAGUAAGUUAUGCCAAAAUGAAUGAAAAAGCAGCAGUAUUUGAUGACUUUGGAAUGAGAACAGGCUGCACCCACCAACCCAAAGUGUUCGUAUAAGGCGACCUGGGAAUGAGACUCAAGAAUCAACUGUCUUUCUUCAAAGUAACAUACAGCACUUUUAAAGCACAACAUGUUUGAGUGCAAGUGGCCAAAGUGUUAUCUCUUUUAGACAAUGUGUGUGUAUGCGUGUGUGUGUUCAAAUCGUGCUGAAAGAUCGUAGGACACUGAUCAUUGAUCACUGAGGUCUCUGGGAAGUUCGAGCAUCACUUUACUUGAGAUGUUGAUGCUUUAUUCUCACAGCGUUGCAUCAGAUAUUUGAAUGACAAAAGGUGAAGCUGACUAGCCAACUGGUUGCGCUAUUCAAAGACAUUUGAUGAACCUGUGAUGUAAUAUCAAAGCGCACUAAUAUUCUAACUUGAUAAUGAUGGUGUCGAUAAUAUAUAUUAAUAAGAUGUAUAUUGAUAGUGAAAGGGAUGUCAGUAUGUACAGUAAAUACCCUGCAUGACUGUUUUGCUAGCAGGCAAACAUAUAAAUUUUAAAUUACAGAUAAAAGCCAGUGUAGGAAGUAAAGUCAGUCUUGUCACACAUUAUUCAAAAACUUUGACUGGACAUUGUCUUAAUAUGAGCUUUGCGAAUAAUAUCAAUCUGUAGUGAGUGUGCACUAUGAGUCAAAUCAGAGGCUAUGUUUACAUGCAGGGAGUGAAUUUCUUACUGACUAAUUGCAGUCAAUUUAAAGUGUAAUACCUGCUUUGUAUCUUUUCUAUUUAAGGUAUACUUUGCAGGAUUGCCGGUUACUGUUUUUAAAAAUGAUCGCAAGUGAAAGUAAAAGUAAACCCCUUAUUUACUUCCAUUUGGCGUUUCGCCUCACUUUAUUUUGCAUUUUUUCAGUCACAGUAGGCAGACUUUUAAAAAGAAUUGUCAAAAUCAAAGCAGCAGAAGACACAAUUUCUAGAUUUUAGUCCAUAGUAUGGGUCAACUUCCAAACCCAGUGAAUCCUACAUUCCACACAAUGCAACACAUUAGUGCUUAGUUUGUGACUGUAUAUUUUUUCAGACUCAAGCUUCAUUAUCAGGGAACAUUAUGUCACUGUUCUUACAGGAAAAGAUGUACUGCCCAUGAAAAAUACCUGACCUUUGUGUCAGUAAGUCAGUGGAAUUUCCCCUUUUUACCGCCAUGCUUCCUCUUCUUCACUCUACUUCUUCCAUGUUGCAUCACAUCUUUCAGGUCACAUGUUCCAUUUCUCUCAAAUAUGCUUAUGCUUUUUAUGGUCCUAUUUCUACUUUCACUCAAUUAUGCAUUUUUUUGAAAAUGCUAAUUGAUAUUCACACGGCAAGAAAUGGUAUCUACAAUACUGAAAGUAAUGGCUACAGUUUGACUUUCCAAAAUCACUUGCUACAGUGUGCUCAAUAUCAAGUAUUCUACACGUCUGAAUGUUUUUCCUCCUUAACAUAUUGUUACACCCUAUGUCCUGAUGUUGGUAGAAGGCUCAAGGAAAAUCUGGCAAGAGAUGUGCAAUAAUCUCUUCUUUAAGACUGAAAUGACUUUCGGUUCACAUGCUCUGACUAAAAAUUCAUAAGCAUGCGUAUAUUAUGAAACAACGCCACACUGUGGCAGUCUCAUUUAAAAUGAUGGAUUAAGUUCAUUGAGGCUGCUGUGUGUCUCUGUGAGCUGUUUCUAAAUGGUUUCACGAUCAGUAAAAAAGACAAAUUACAGAAAAGGUCUCCCACUUUAGCAACUCCAUAUAUGGGUAGGAAUAAAGGCCGUUGCUAAAGCCUGUAGUUUUCUAUGACAUAGGGGUAAGGGAUAAGAUGUAUCUUUAUGUUUUAGUGGUCACAUACAGUGUAACAUACAAGCUGCUGUAAACUCCACUCAAAUGUCGUUUACCUCUUGAUUAGCACAAUAUCUUUUGCAAAGAAUUCCUUUGUCUUAUCCUGACUCAAAUCAUGUUUAAAAUAUAGAAUUAAAAAGUUGGUGUUACAUUUGGCUGAAAAAGUAAGUUACAUACUGCAAAUGUUUAAUGUAAAAACUCGAAUAGGUUCCCAAAAGAUAUUGGUAUGUAAUGCAAAAAGCCAGGUACCAGGGGGAUAAGUGUUAUGCACACUCAAACCCAAAACAGGUUAAAAAUGCAGUCCUCUGUGCAUGUAAACAAAGCUAUUGUCAACCACUCGUGUGUGACUCACAUUAAGCUUUAAUUAAGACAUUGUUCUGUUGACUUAAUGAUAGAUAUGCUGGCCAGCAUUCCUAAAUUGCCUGUAUGCACAAAGUCAAUAACCACUUCCUGUCUUUGAAUGCCUCACUGGAGGUUGACUUUUUAUUUUUUCAUUUUUUUCUUUUUAAGUAGAAAUAUCAAAUGUGAUUUUCCUAAUCUUUUGUCAUGGUGUGUUGUAAAGCAAAUUUGUAUGUCCUAUACUUUGUGGUGAUCAUAAUUAUCAAUAUGGAGAUUUUUUUUCUACAUAUAUCAUUGACACAAUAAUUCAGAUCAGGGUUUGCAAUCUCUCUGCAAAUUAGCACUGUUACUUAAUGACAGUAGGAUUUCUGCAAUGAUGUAGUUUGCCUGCUCUUUUAUUUUAAACAAGCCUUUCAUGCCUCAAGCAAAUUCAUCUGUCUUCAGUUCCAC
Messenger RNA from Plectropomus leopardus (leopard coralgrouper), 6111 nucleotides. RefSeq names its product myelin associated glycoprotein (gene mag). The record is from RefSeq and is a predicted model, not a curated record. Gene Ontology annotation, cellular component: plasma membrane. Gene Ontology annotation, biological process: cell adhesion. Gene Ontology annotation, molecular function: sialic acid binding. Lineage: Eukaryota; Metazoa; Chordata; Actinopteri; Perciformes; Serranidae.